AUGUGGAAUCAACAAUCAUCUCAUCUCUUUUCAUUGCACAAAGAUGGUUCAUACCUUCUUGACCUCAACGAAACAACGUCGUUGAAGCUCGACUUGCCCUUUACAUUACCAGCCAAAACCAAACCGGUAUGUAUUCUUCAUUGUCGUGGAAUGAUUUGUCUGACUCUUAACAACAGUGAGCUAGCGAUCUGGAAAAUAGGUUCGGAGAAAUUCAUGAGAAUACCAAUGGUUGAACGGGGCCAAACCACAAAUCUUUUGGGAUUUGGUUAUGACUGGCUUUCUGAUGAUUACAUGAUUGUGAUGAUAAUCAGUUCCAAAACCUAUAUUUUUGCAUUGAAAGGAGGCAUUUGGAGAGAAAGUGUACCAAACACUUCUCUCCAUUGCAAAUUCAAAGACCCGACCGAUACGGUUGUGGAACACUGUAUGUAUUGGAUAGCAGACCGGUCUCACAACAAAAACCCACCAAGGAAAAACACCAUCCUGUGUUUCGAUUUCUCCAACGAAGAUUACCAAGAACUUUUAUUUCCCAUGAUGUACACUGAGUCGAAACUCAGUUCACGGUUAGGUGUUUCGAGGGGGGAGCUAUGCAUUAUCGAUCAUUACCCUUGUCUAGAUAAUGACAUUUGCUUGUGGCGUCCAACAAGAUCAAGAGACAAGAGGAUUAUUGUUGAUGUCCAAAUCGGUCACAAUUAG
Molecule: messenger RNA, 693 nt
Organism: Camelina sativa (false flax)
Lineage: Eukaryota; Viridiplantae; Streptophyta; Magnoliopsida; Brassicales; Brassicaceae
Product: putative F-box protein At3g16210
Source: RefSeq, a predicted model, not a curated record